This is a messenger RNA of Babesia ovata, 2532 nucleotides long. RefSeq lists its product as uncharacterized. The record is from RefSeq and is a predicted model, not a curated record. The coding region runs from base 1 to 2532 and encodes 843 amino acids. The transcript is spliced from 3 exons. Lineage: Eukaryota; Apicomplexa; Aconoidasida; Piroplasmida; Babesiidae.
AUGGGGGUGAGACUAACUAUACUACACUUCUGGUGCCUCACUGUGGUGCACCACAUCUACAGAGUUGACGGCUAUGGCAGUGCCACGCUGUCGCUACUGGGAGCAAAGAGCAAUCCGACGUACGGCUUCUUGGGAGAGCUUGAGGCCAAUAAUCCGCACAAGGAACAUAAUCACGUUGCAGACAGAGGGCAUACCCAGCAUCAUGGAUCGCACCAUGGCAGUGAAGGCCAUGGACAUUCGCACCACGUUGAAAGUACGGGGCACGAGCAUGGUACACGACACCAUGUGAUACACGAACAUGGCAAAGAAGGGCACAAAGCACAUAACCAUGCUCAUCCAACGAACCACCACAGCCACAGUGGCGGCGCCCACGAGCACUCUGGACACCAUGAAGCCGCGCACCAUGGCCAUUCGAAGCACCACGCGAGUUUUUGUGAAACACACAACUGCCCAGGCGGUCGCAAGGGAAUUGUAGUAGAUGAAUCCGGCGGAAUCCCAUUGUUCCCUUCCUUCCUGGCGGCAGACAUACCUGACUUUCUGGAGAGUCGCAACUUCCUCUACGAGCCGUCUCAUGCAGCAAUCGCCACAGUUCCAGUUCAUCCUCACAAAACUCCAGCACAAGCGAAUGGAUCACACGAAAUCGCAAAGGAUGAAACGGGAAACCACGAGGAUGCCAAACAUGAAAAUGUUGAACACGGCGGGGACUCACAGCACAAAUCUAAAGCCGAAGAAGCCGGCAAUGGUCACGAAAAUUCGCAUUCUUCAUCCAAAUAUGAGGAUGAAGAGUUUGAGGGGGAUGACGACGAGGAGUACUUUAAGGACGACUACGACGACGAAGAGGGGGAUGAAGAUGAAUACGAUGAGGAAGAUGAAGGGGAUGACGUUAGUGAAAACAAGGAUUCCAAUAACCACAAUGUCCCCGUAUGCAAGCUAGCUCCUGUCGGAAAUCAUCAAAAGGACGGAACUAUCGUUCAAGGCGUAGAAGAGCAGCAUUCGGGGACCCAGGGUGCCGCUGAUAAGCAACAUCCCAUAAAUGCUACACAUGCGGACCAUACCGAUGCUGUCACGUCAAACGAGUACAUUUCAGCCGGGGACAUCCGUGUGGAUAAGCAUACAGGCGUUGCUUGCAGGGUUCGCCCAGCGGCGCACAGCAAUGAUGCAGAGCAGUCCAUGGAAACUGCACCACUGGCUACUCACCACAAGGACAUGGAUAUCCGCACCCACAACUCAGAGGAUGCGUCUGCAACAACAGAAUUAAACGUGUCGAAACCGUCGGAGGAAACAGCUGAUGAUGCUCACGCGAUGGAGGGGUCGGCCGUUGAUAGCGAUGAAAGCAGUGAACAUACGGAGGAAAGUGAACAUGCUGGAACGGAGCCAUCUGCUCAACAGUCUACGGAUUCUGCUGAAGAAAACAAUGCUGCUGAUGCGUCACACCCUAACGAAUCCAGUGCUGCAGAUGCACUAAACUCAGAGGAUUCCAAGGGCGAACACAUCACCGCCGACGAAGAGCAUCACCAACACACUGAAAGAAUGGAUGCCAAUCAUAAAACUCCGAUAGUGGAUGAUGAAAUGCAAGGUGAGUAUGAUGAUGAGGAAGACAAGCAUGACGGUAAGGUUAAUGAUGAGACGCAGGAGCACGACGGAGAGCACGGUGAGCAUGAUGAUGAAGAUUUUGACGCUGAAGACGAUGAGGAUGACGUGAAGGAUGCCUCUGCAAACGAAGAGGACUCGGAGUCAUCUAAGCAGAAAAACGAAUCGCAUCCAGAAAGCAGCAGCUCGUCGGCCGAAGACGCAAACUCUGAUUCGUCAAAGGCCAAGAUGGACGUAGAUGAAGAAUCUGCAGAUACGAAAAGUCGGGACGAUGAUAAAGAGGAAGCGGAUGAUGAAGAUGAAGACGACGAUGAUGCAAAACAUACUGAAAAGGAGGAGCAAGAUGAAUCCGAAUCCCAUAAAGCAGGCGAAAAUUCGGGUGAUAUGGAGGAUCAUGAAAGUGGCAAAGAUUCUACAAAUAACACCGAGACCGCAACUACCGCCAGCAAGCCAGCCGACAAAGAAGCCAAAGCGGAUAAAGCACUAGUAAAUGCCGAUGCCGCAAAUGCUGGCGCCAACAAGGCAGAGGCAAAUAAAUCAAAUAUGAAGCCUGACUCUACGGCAACUCAACCUGUAACGCCCGCUAUACCACAGGAUGUUGUAAGCAAGGUAGAACCUAUCGCAUCACCCACCGUAGACGGGAAGGCAGUCGCAGUUGCCACCGCCAAGCCCCUGAUAGAUGAAAGUGCUAUCCCUUACUGUUCCGGCAUAGAUUCAGACGAAGGGGCUGCAUCGGCUUAUGACGAACAAGGCGAUGUACAGUCCAGCAAAUCCACUUCCACAAAGGGGGAUGAGGACGAUGACAAUGAGGCUCGUGAUGAAGAAGAACACGAAGCCUCCGAGCACCAAGAGGAAGAAGAGGGGGAGGAAAACGCAAGUCAGAGCAAAAACGACGAUGAAGAGGAAGACGAAAAGGAAGGAGACGAAGCAGAUGACGAAUAA